Molecule: messenger RNA, 4543 nt
Organism: Melanotaenia boesemani (Boeseman's rainbowfish)
Lineage: Eukaryota; Metazoa; Chordata; Actinopteri; Atheriniformes; Melanotaeniidae
Product: E3 ubiquitin-protein ligase SMURF2-like
Exons: 20
Coding region: 344-2674 (776 amino acids)
Biological process (GO): negative regulation of BMP signaling pathway; ubiquitin-dependent protein catabolic process
Molecular function (GO): ubiquitin protein ligase activity; protein binding
Source: RefSeq, a predicted model, not a curated record
UCAGUCUUAGUAGCACGGGCAGAGUGGAAACCCGUUCGGAUGGAGGACAACCCGUUGACUUGAUCUGUGUCAGUUUUCGCGGCAGAGCGGACACAUGGAAAAAAUAAUCAUUGGCAUUAUUUAGCGGAAAAUGGGCUCACAUAGAGAGUGUUUUUCUGGCGAUGUGAUUUUGAUAUCAUUAUGUUGUAUGCAUAGUCAGCGUGAUUUGCUAUGGUGAUACCACAAGCUAACCUCAAGCUAGCCUAAGGAUUGAUUUGGGAGAUACCUGUUUAAGAAACUCAUACGUUGACACAUGAAUUAGACACAUUUGGUAAAUUUUCAACAAGGUGGAAUACAAAGGGGUAUGUCGAACCAAGGAGCUAGGAGAAAUGGCCCAGUCAAGCUGCGGUUGACAGUCCUGUGUGCAAAGAAUCUGGCAAAGAAAGACUUCUUUCGGUUGCCAGAUCCCUUUGCAAAGGUGGUGGUGGAUGGUUCAGGACAAUGCCACUCUACAGAUACUGUGAGAAAUACUCUUGACCCAAAGUGGAAUCAACAUUAUGAUCUUUACAUUGGAAAAGCAGACUCCAUUACCAUAAGUGUAUGGAACCACAAAAAGAUCCACAAAAAGCAGGGUGCAGGUUUCCUCGGAUGUGUCCGCCUCCUGUCCAAUGCCAUCAACAGACUCAAAGACACAGGCUAUCAGAGACUGGAUCUGAAUAAAUUGGGCCCAAAUGACAAUGACACUGUGAGAGGACAGAUAGUAGUAAGUCUACAAUCCAGAGAUCGCAUUGGAACUGGAGGAUCUGUGGUAGACUGCAGUCGUCUGUUUGACAAUGAUUUACCAGACGGCUGGGAAGAGAGGAGGACGGCCUCUGGAAGGAUACAGUACCUGAAUCACAUCACGCGCACCACACAAUGGGAGAGACCGACCAGACCAGCAUCAGAGUACUCCAGCCCAUCAGGACGUCCGCUGAGCUGCGUGGUGGAUGAGAACACGCCAGUGAUGACGCCUGUUAAUGGAGCAGUGGCCAGUGGCCCCCCAGGUGAACAGCGAAUCCAGGAAAGACGGGUUCGAUCGCAGCGGCAUCGGAACUACAUGAGUCGAACACACCUGCACACUCCACCUGACCUGCCCGAGGGUUAUGAGCAAAGAACAACCCAGCAGGGCCAGGUGUACUUCCUCCACACACAGACUGGAGUCAGCACCUGGCAUGACCCACGGGUACCCAGGGACUUGAGCAAUGUAAACUGUGAGGAGCUGGGCCCACUUCCACCAGGCUGGGAGAUCAGAAACACUGCCACCGGUCGAGUCUACUUUGUCGAUCACAACAAUCGAACAACGCAGUUCACAGACCCAAGAUUGUCUGCUAACCUUCAUCUAGUACUCAACAGCCCAAGUCCAAAUGGUUCCCGUGUGGCCAUGGACAGCCAAAACACUAACCUCAGCCAUCCGCCUCAAUUGAAGGACCAGGGUGGUCCUGGGGGCCCUCAGCAAGCUCUGUCCCCAGCCCAGUUACCUGAAGAGGCAGAGUGCCUGACAGUGCCCAAAUAUAAGAGAGACCUGGUGCAGAAGCUGAAGAUUCUGCGACAGGAACUGUCACAGCACCAACCGCAGGCUGGCCACUGCCGCAUCGAGGUCAGCCGAGAGGAGAUCUUUGAGGAAUCAUACCGGCAGGUGAUGAAGAUGCGCCCAAAAGAUCUGUGGAAAAGACUGAUGAUCAAAUUCAGAGGAGAAGAGGGUCUGGAUUAUGGAGGAGUUGCAAGGGAAUGGUUAUACCUGCUAUCACAUGAGAUGCUGAACCCUUAUUACGGCCUGUUCCAGUACUCCAGAGAUGACAUCUACACUCUACAGAUUAACCCGGACUCUGCUGUCAACCCAGAGCACCUGUCGUAUUUCCAUUUUGUGGGUCGAAUCAUGGGCAUGGCAGUCUUUCACGGCCACUACAUCGAUGGAGGCUUCACUCUGCCCUUCUACAAACAGCUGCUGGGAAAGCCAAUCACGCUGGACGAUAUGGAAUCUGUUGACCCUGACCUUCACAACAGCCUUGUCUGGAUUCUGGAUAAUGACAUCACUGGCGUCCUGGACCACACUUUCUGUGUGGAGCACAACGCGUACGGUGAAAUCAUCCCUCAUGAGCUCAAGCCCAAUGGAAAGAGUAUCCCUGUGACAGAGGACACAAAAAAGGAAUAUGUCAGGUUGUAUGUGAACUGGCGUUUCCUUCAUGGCAUUGAGGCUCAGUUUCUAGCUCUGCAGAAAGGUUUCAACGAGGUCAUCCCACAGCACCUGCUUAAAGCCUUUGAUGAAAAGGAACUGGAGCUGAUUGUGUGCGGCCUGGGAAAGAUCGAUAUUGCCGACUGGAAGUCCAACACUCGCCUGAAGCACUGCACCCCUGACAGCAACAUCGUCAAGUGGUUUUGGAAAGCUGUGGAGUCGUUUGAUGAAGAGAGGAGGGCCCGGCUUCUGCAGUUUGUUACUGGCUCUUCUCGAGUCCCACUGCAAGGAUUUAAGGCUUUACAGGGUGCUGCAGGACCCCGACUUUUCACCAUUCAUCAGAUUGAUGCCAACACCAAUAAUCUGCCCAAAGCCCACACCUGCUUCAAUCGGAUCGACAUUCCUCCCUAUGAGAGCUAUGAUAAACUAUAUGACAAACUACUGACAGCGAUCGAGGAGACAUGCGGCUUUGCAGUGGAAUGAGAACCUAGCUGGACAGCGUGUUUCGCUGUGAUCAUGUGUAACUGUGCAGGAUCCUGAUACACUUAUCAUUACUGAAACAUGGCGACAGUCUUGCUCAGAGUAUCCAGCUUCCAGUCUUCCAGUCUCUCACCACGCACCGUGUUUUUCCCUCAUAGGUAUCUGUUUAAACAGCUGCUAUAGAGUCAUCCCAUCAUAGCUUUUUGCUUUAGUUUCUGUUAACAGUUUACACCUUUAUUUUCCAAUUUUUUCCAUUUUUAUUUGCCAACAUUUUCUCCCCUCAACCGGGACAAAAUUUCAGAUCAAAUUGAAUUGGGAAAUGUUACCAGCUUAGACCUCAACAUAUUACUAAAUUGUUUUUGAAAAUUCCUCUUAGACACUUUAGAAACACGAUUUACUAUUUUGUCUUUCAAAUUUUUACUAACUGAUCCAUGUCAUGCUACUGAAUGGUUAACACUGCAGGUAGCCACAUCUUUCCCUCAGUAGCCAUCUUAACCUCAACCAUCUACCAGUCCUCAUGGCUGCAGAGUUGGUGUUCAUCUUGUUAGGAGCAACAUGAAUUCAUCCUACCUCAGUGUUAUGCUUUGAUGUUUGAAGGGUUUCAUUCUGAACUGCCAUGUACCAGCUUUUGAGUGACUAUUUAACUAUGGUUCAAACCAGCAAUUAGUUGAAAAGUGACCAUAUCAUCUUGGAGUGGAAUUUGUAGACAGAUUCAGAUGCAGACCUGAGACUUUGUGGUGUUUUGAGGGAUGGACGAAAAAGAUAUUUCUCCCUGAAUAAUCACAGUGUGGACACAUCCCUUAUAAGCACGAGUGUCUGUGUGUUUCUUUGUGUGUGUGUAUGUGUAUAUAUGAGUAGACACGUUGUAAUUACGCUUCCUCUCCAUCCUGGAUCUCACUGCACAGCUGAUUGAACCUCACAGUUUGAGCCUGGCUCAACUUCCACUUGUCAUUUUUACUUAUUUGUCUCCAGCAGUAUGUCUGUCUGUGGUAUCUAGUCAAGCUUAACCCAGCAUCCUCAAUGUCAGCUCACGUGAAAAUGGCACAUCUGUCUACAGAAUUAGGCUUGAUAAAAAGCUUUUAGUCAGAUGGUUUUUCUGUCACAUCGCUUUAAGUUUUCUUUUUUCUCUUGACACUUACGAGCACUUUACAACUGAGCAGUGAUAGGAGUGCUUCCUUCAUGUUAGAUUGAGAUAGUUUAGAUUUCUUUUGCUUGCAAACACAUUAGAAAAUCGCAAAGUAAAAAGUAUCUUUAAACUUGUAAUUUUGAGUAUAUAUGUACAAAUACAUAGCUAUUUUGUAUAUUGUUGCUUGUCUGGUCAGUUUAAAUGCAAGCAUGUUGAUGUCUAAGCAUUCUCAGGUGAAGUUGUCUUUUUUUUCUUUUAUUAGGAAAAUUUUUUUUUUGUUUUUUUUUGUUUCAUACAUUAGUCAUAUGUGAGGAUAUUUUACAGGCUCUGCCUCCACAAAAGUGUAAAACUCUGAAGUUUAAAGUGACAUUUGAAUUUUACUUCUUGACAAUGGCACACAUUCAGUCAAACACGAUUAAUAUUUGCUGCUCCAGAAGGCAACACUGAACACCAUAUAGUACAACAUUAUUAUGCACAACGACUUUUUGUUUUCAACAUGGAUUUUUACAAAAGCAAACCUCAGAGCUGCAAAGCGCAGUGGUUGACUGCUACUCAAAACCGGGGUGCUACACAAUGAAACAAAAAAGAAGUGUCACUGAAAACCAGAGGCUACAUUGAGGAGCUUCUCCAUCAAAAAAAACAACAAAAAAAAACUGCAUGAAUGGAUUGAGAGAUAGUCUAUUUAUUUGCAUAAUUGUUUUUGUUAACUUUGACUAGUAAAAAAAAAAAAAAAAAAAAAAAAAAAA